This is a messenger RNA of Momordica charantia (bitter melon), 996 nucleotides long. Its product is annotated as tropinone reductase homolog. Lineage: Eukaryota; Viridiplantae; Streptophyta; Magnoliopsida; Cucurbitales; Cucurbitaceae. Gene Ontology annotation, molecular function: oxidoreductase activity. The record is from RefSeq and is a predicted model, not a curated record.
CCAAUAACCCAAAGGAAGCAAAUGGAUGGAAUCCGCAUUCGCCAAUGGGAAAAAAAUUCCUCCUAUUUUACUAGACGAAGUUGAAGAACAACUUCAAUUUCUUCCUCCAACAGCCAUGGCGGAAGUGGGGAUGCUGAGCAGAGAUCAACGAUGGUCGCUCACGGGGAAGGCCGCUCUCGUCACCGGCGGAACCCGCGGAAUAGGGCGUGCCAUUGUGGAAGAAUUAGCCGCACUCGGGGCCAGUGUUCACACUUGCUCUCGUAACCAGGUGGAGCUUGAUCAAAUCCUGCAACAAUGGCGGAAUCAGGGCUUUCAAGUGAGCGGAUCCGUCUGUGAUGUGCUUGUCAAAGAACAGAGGGAGAAACUGAUUGAAACUGUUUCCUCUCUGUUUGGUGGCAAACUCAAUAUUCUGGUUAAUAAUGCUGGGUUGAGUUUGUUCAAGAGUAGCACAGCAGUUACAGAGCAAGACAUUUCAUGUGUUAUGGGUACAAAUUUUGAGGCAUCAUUCCAUUUUUCUCAACUUGCACAUCCAUUACUGAAAGCCUCAGAAUCUGGAAACAUUGUGUUCAUCUCCUCAGUUGCAGGCGUCACUUCCUUUCCAUUUGGUACUCUGUAUUCAGCUUCUAAAGGGGCCAUAAAUCAGAUAACAAAGAACUUGGCAUGUGAAUGGGCAAAGGAUAACAUUCGUGCAAAUACAGUGGCACCAUGGGUGAUCAACACUCGUGGAGAUGCUCCACUCAAUCCGAUGGAGAAAUACGCCAUGGAUCGGGUACUUGCUGUUACUCCGAUGAAACGUGUUGGAGAGCCGAAAGAAAUUUCGUCGGUUGCUGCAUUUCUUUGCCUUCCGGCUGCAUCAUAUAUUACUGGCCAAGUCAUUUGUGUUGAUGGGGGCCAUACUGUAUUUGCUUACUCUCUUGGCUAAUGUUUGAGAUCUAAAAAAUUCUAUGUUAGGGACAAUUUUCUCAGUUCAAUGAUGGAAUAGUUUGUCUUUGUCUA